AUGCGAUCAAGCUGCAAGGAAGCUGUUGAGAUUGCUGUUGACUAUCUGGAGAAUGUGGAAAAGUACAGACCUUUCCCAAAGGUCACACCUGGGUUUCUUAUUCCACAAAUACCUUCUGAUCCCCCUAUUGAAGAAAUAAUCACGACUUUUUUCAAGGUAACGCAUUGGAACCACCCCCACUUCCACGCCUAUUUCCCAAUGGCUAACUCCUAUCCUGCCGUCUGUGCUGAGAUUAUUGGAAGUGCUAUUGGAGGGAUCGGAUUCACAUGGGUAAGACAUUCAUAA
Molecule: messenger RNA, 285 nt
Organism: Rodentolepis nana
Lineage: Eukaryota; Metazoa; Platyhelminthes; Cestoda; Cyclophyllidea; Hymenolepididae
Source: the annotation of a GenBank genome assembly